This is a messenger RNA of Symbiodinium sp. CCMP2592, 717 nucleotides long. The record is from the annotation of a GenBank genome assembly. NCBI's taxonomy places the organism in Eukaryota, Dinophyceae, Suessiales, Symbiodiniaceae.
AUGCUGCUAUCGAAGAUUUGUUUCGCCGUCCCUCUUCUCGUGCACCUGGGCCAUGGGAGUGGCUUUGUUGUCGCACCCGCAGAGGUCUUGAAGCAGAUGACCACCAUCAUGGACCCCCUGCAGCUCGAGUCCUACUACGGCGGCCCCCAGGCGUUUCUCCUCGUGGUGAUGCUUUUCCGCCUUGCCGGUCUCUUCGAGGUGCUGGUGGCACUGGGAGUGCUACUGCUCGGGGACUCGAAGAUGGGACACAUGAUUAUGCUUGUGUUCGGCGUGGUGAGCAUGCUGGCGCUGGCCACUUCCACGGAGGCUGCUUUUGGCGUGGCCUCGACCGUUCUCGAGGGCUCCAGCGCAAUGCCGCAGGGACACCGCGACGGGCUGAAGAUCGGCAUCGUCUCGAACACCGUCACCACUGCGCUUCCUUUCCUCGGUGCCAUGGUCACCGACGUUACGAACAAGGGCUCCUUGUCGAGGGCCGCCUCGGUGCCCUCGCGUUUGCUUCUCCUGUUCUACUCGCUUGUCUUGGGCGGCGCCGCGCUGGGACUGCUGUCAUGGCCGCAGACCUGGCUCAGCGUCACGAACGAGUGGUUCACAGCUGGUAAGCCUCUGGUGCAGAGCUCCCUGGGCGCCGUCCUUCAGGUCCUCACCGCUCGACAGUUGGCAUCGGCGGCGCUGCCGUUUGCCAUGCUGUCUUUCGGCCUGGAAGCACCACGACAGUAG